AUGCCCAGUAACAUGUCUUCCAAUCAACCAUUCUUGAACAAAGAGAUGCUAAUUCCUAAGUUAGAGAUAUUGAAAAUUCUUAGCAUUGAUAAGCUGAAAGAGAUAUGGCCUUGUCAAUUUAGUGGUAAUGACAAAGUUAAUACCUGCAUGUUGAGAGAGAUUCAUGUGAAGGAAUGUGACAAUCUUGUGAAUCUGUUUCCAACACAUCCAAUGUUGUUGCUGCGUCAUGUGGAAAAGAUUAGUGUUUUUCAAUGUGGAAGUAUUGAAGUGUUAUUUGACAUCGACAUGAGUUGUGUUGGUAAAAUCAAAGAACACAAUAGCAAAUUGAGAUACAUUUGA
This is a messenger RNA of Lactuca saligna, 339 nucleotides long. NCBI's taxonomy places the organism in Eukaryota, Viridiplantae, Streptophyta, Magnoliopsida, Asterales, Asteraceae. The record is from the annotation of a GenBank genome assembly.